Messenger RNA from Manis pentadactyla (Chinese pangolin), 3302 nucleotides. RefSeq names its product chromosome 8 C10orf105 homolog (gene C8H10orf105). Lineage: Eukaryota; Metazoa; Chordata; Mammalia; Pholidota; Manidae. The transcript has a single exon. The coding region runs from base 2 to 373 and encodes 123 amino acids. The record is from RefSeq and is a predicted model, not a curated record.
CAUGAGCACAGAGGGCCCCAACCCCCUGGCCUUCCUCACAGCUCCUGUCACCCCGGGGAGCUCCGCUGAGACAGCUGACCUCCUCCCCAUGCUCAUUGCCCUGGCCUGCAUCUUCCUCCUGCUGGCUACCUGUCUGCUGUUCAUGACCCUCUGCAAACCGGCUGCACUUGACCCAAGCCACCGCCGGGCCCGCGAGUGCAUGCCCCACCACCCAGGCAGCCCCAGCGAACCCCAGCUCCGGCUCUGGAAGCGCCUUGGCUCCCUGCGUCACUCCCUGCACAGCUUCCGCCAUGGCCGGCCAGCCCCUCAGCGCCCCCUGCCGGCCCGCGAUGACAACCCCGACUGUGACUGCACGGAAUCUACCCAGAUAUGACGGAGUGUCCCCCCAUCCAGGAUCCAUCCACAGAUCCUCCUGCCUCGGACACAGCCUGACACUUUAGGCCUGUGCACCCAGGCCUGAGGCCUUUCCCAGAGAUGACUCCUGGAAAAAUACUUUCCUUUCUGCGGCCCCUCUAGCUGCUGCCUGCUGAAAGACUGCUGGACCAAUUGUGGGGUACCUGCAGACAACUGAACGCUUGGCCUGAGGCUCUGGAGGGCAUACCCUGGGGUCCCCAGGGCCCCUCUCUGGCAGCUGAGCACAUCCUCCUUCAGGAAACAGUGUCCCUGCUUCCAAAUGGAAGCCCUGCCCACCCUCCAGGCACCAAAGCCUAGUUAGGGUCUUGGUGAGAGCUGCUCAAUGACCAGUUUCCCUCUAGCCAGUGGAAUAGUCAGAAUAGUCAGCCCACACUGAAGGCAAGGUAAAUCAAUCGCCCAAGGCAAAAGGAGACAUGGAUUUCUCUCCUUGGAUUCCCAGGGCCCUGCCAGCAUUUGCCUAUUAAUCCAGGGGAGCAGCCAGCACCCUGUGGUGGAUCAGAUGGCCGGAAGCCUACCAUGAAGAGGAGCAAACAGGAGGCUCUCAACACUGCCCAGCCAGUCACCAUCUUGGCAGCCAGCCUCACGACUCCCCGCUUCAAUGCACCUAUGGGGUCAGGGGGCUGAGAAUGGGUUAAGGAGCUCCUGUGCAGCCAGGACUUGUGCUGUGACCGAGCAGCAGGAGGCACUGCCAGUAGCUCUGAUGCCACCUGGGCUCUGAGGACAUAUCACAGUGGCUCUGUGCCUCACCCAGGGAGGAAGGCGGCUUCCCUUUAGGAAGGAGGGCCCAGACCUUUCCAGGACAGCUGUGGGACCUCAGGCUUGGACCACGCCAGGUGUGCUGUGUUUUUGACGAUUACUUCAUUGGCUGGCUACCUGUCAAAGCAAUCCUACCCCAGGGUGGGCUCUCAGAACCCCAAACCCUCAACCUGUCCUCACAAGGCCAAGGCUAUGCACUUUGGUUGAGUCCCAGAUUUGGAAGGUGGGCAGAGGCAGGUCUGAGCUGCCUAGCUCCUGCCAUGAGGCUGCCCUGCCCUGCCCCACCCUCUGUGCUAUGACCCAUCGUGCAGUCAUCAGGCUUUCUCAAAGAGUGAGCUCCAGUUCUGCCGCUGCCCAGCUCCAAAACCAUCACUGGCUCCCGCUGCCGGCUACACAAAGCCGGACUCCUUAGUCUGGUGUUCAGUGCCCUACUCAAGCUGGCUUCAAACUAUCUUUUUAGCCUUAUCUUGACCCAAGACUCCAGGCAAACUGAACCACCUAUCUUCCCCUGGCUGUGGCUUAUGCUGCACAAAGCACCCCUGGGCGAAGCCCUCUUUGCUCUCCAGCUGGCAGCCACCUCCCACCCGGAACUGCCCAUGCUCAGCAGCCUCUUGGCAGCGCGGGUCAUCCUUGCCUCUGUCUUCUUCCUAUAAGCCUGGGAGCUUGCAGAGGAGGAGGCUGGGUCCAACCCCUUACCCUGCCUCAUUCAGCUCCAGGAGCAGAAGUGUGAGGCCUUUGUUUCCUGAGUGAAGGGUGGCGCAGUCUGGGUGUGUCCCCUCCCCCCUGAGCCCAAGGAGUCCUGGGUGAGCCCUCUUCUUCCUCCAGGACGCCCCUAGGCAGAAGCUUCCUCUCCAGGCAGGCCCUAUUGGUCAGGUGCACUGUGCCUUCCUUCCAGGACAAUCCGAUGUUAAAGAGUGAGGCCCGCUUGGCCAGAAACUUACUCCCAGGGCCUUGGAGAAGCCACUAGUGCCUGAAUUUCUCCCUGAGAAAUGGGAAGACUUGUGCUGCCUAUAUUACUCACGGGAGCUAGGAUUUCAGUCUGAAUAGCGCUGUGUGAAUGGAAACCUAUUCUUUGGGUUAGGAAGUGGGGCAGCCUCCUGCCCCAGGGCUUUGUCACCCAGUCCCCUCCCCCUGGUUAACCUCUUCCUGGUUCCCUCCCCCAGGGCCUCCCUGAGACAUCCCAGAGUGAACUCGGCCUGCAGUCACUCAUAUCACCCCCUGGCUGGUGUGCCUGCCCUGCCCAGCACUAGACAUUCUCUUCCUGGAGAUCAGGUUGGUGGAUGGCUGCCCUGAGGCUGGAAGGAGAAGGAAAUGCUGGGAUGGGGAAGGGGCUCUCAAAGCUGUGGCCAGAUCCAGCUAUGUCCCCAGGUUGGUCCUGGGAGACCUGGUCAGUGAGCUGGGAGGCAGGUGUUAGGUGUUGGGCUGGGGGAGGGGCGGGGCCCCUCAGCUUUGGCCGUGUGACUCUCCAGGCUCAGGCAGCUGAGGCACAGAGGCAGAGCACCUCCUUCCUCCUCCUGGAGCCAGGCCCCAAGCUCUUGCAAGUCUUUGUGGAGUCUCUGCUCCUCUGGGAGUCAGCCUGCUCUCCAACCCCUUUCCUGCCUCCCUCCUGGCCCGGAUACAGGGAGGUGGGCACAUUUCUGGCCUCCAGAUCUCCUGCCUCUCCCAAUCCCAGGAGCCUGCCCCAGCGGACAUGCCCAGAUUUGCUGUGUUUGACUUAGCCUCCAAGUCAAACACCCCCGUGGCUGGUGAAGAGGGUAAUUCAUUCCUGGCUUCCCUCCCCGCCCAGCAACUAAGAUCUCCAGGGCCGAGUGGGGGAGGGCACACAAGCUGCAUUUUCAGGUCCUCCCAUCUCCCCACCGAGCCUCAAAGCUGCUGAUCCUGCUUUCAGGGCAAAGGAGCCCUUUCUCCUUGUGCCCGUCCCAAGAGGGGAGAUUCGGCCAAGGGCCCCGUGAAAGCUGCUCUGUUCUGGGCCUUGCUGGGCACUGGCUCUCUCCUCAAACUACUUUCUGGGGAAAUGUGACAUCUCCAUCUCCUCUUGGCUCUGAAAGGCCUUCUAGAUGGGGUGGGAGUGAGGAGAGGGCAGGGAGGGAGAGAGGAAGGAGAGGGGCCUUCCUUCUACUUGGCAGGGAGCC